AUUUAUUUGAUUGAACUUAUAUUUUGAUAGACAUCUAUGUUCGCUGUUAUUUUAAUUAAAAUUCGCCAUUUUUGAUACGAUGAUUUGUUUAUACGAAAUAUCCGGUGUCUACAGUAAAUUAAUGCGUACAGACAUGUUUUCUUGAUUGGACAAAAUAUGUAAUAAACUUUUAUUAUACAUGUAUAGUGGCGAUACCAAGUGUAAAAAGCCUUCGACACUGUUUUAGGAUACAGUUUUGAAUUCUUCCACUGAUUUAGCUUCGAAGUUAUAUUUUGAUGUUGAUAUGCAGCCGUAAUACCGGAUUGUAACAAGUGCAUUUUAUUAUUGAAAUUCAUCUUCGUUACAAUAACAAAUGGAAUUCAAAUUACAGAUUGCCAAUGGAAAUAAAAUAACGGCAUUUUUAUAAAUCGCCCAAGAGAAUAUUAAGCAUGAAAUAACGUUUAAGUGUAUGAUAUUAUUUGGGAUUACUUACGCAAGAAAAAUAGAUUUGAAAAUUUGGGAUUUAACUUAAUCCGCAUAUGUGUAAAACAUUUCGGAUGAAAUAAGAUUGGUUUAAAGUCUAAUAAAGACGAAAAGUUAUUCCCUAUAUUGUGUGAUAAACUUGCAUUAUGGAGUUUAAAAUGAAAUGAAAUGAUCAAUCAUCUGUAUUAGAUAUUGGACGCUGUUUUUAAGAUAAUAAGUCAUUUGACUGGAUAUUUUUGGACAUGUAUAUUGAAUGCAACCGUGCUUUUGUUUUUUUCUUUGAAUCAGUGUUUUAUUUCUAUAUCUAGCAAUACACAACCUGCAAGAUAACCAUGCUAAAAGCGGGAGGAAAGAUCGAAAAGAUUACAAAAUGUACAAAAGUACUUAUUAUAUUUAUAAUACUUACACAUAUCUCACAAACAUACCUUUUUGAUAAAGAAACUAAAACAUUUUUUAGAGUAAUGGUAUCAUCAAACUCUUCUUUUUCGGAGAUAAGGAAUUUAGUGACUUCAAACACUUCCGGUGGUGGAGAGAUCACGAACGAAAGCUCGUGUAUUUAUGAAGUUAGCAAACAUAGAGGUCGAAUCAGUGUUAGUCUCACACAAGAGGAGAUAGUUUCUGUUGACAAUGAAUUAUCAAAAACUGUUGGUGAAGGAGGGAUAUAUCAGCCCUCAAGUUGUAAAUCUAAAAACAGAGUCGCCAUUAUUAUACCAUUCCGUGACAGGGAAGAACAUCUUAAAAUAUUCCUACGACAUAUGCACCCUUUUCUACAACGGCAGAAGCUUGAGUACGGAAUUUAUGUUAUUGAAUUGGACAAAAAUAUAACAUUUAAUCGAGCAAUACUUAUGAACAUUGGAUUUGUAGAAGCGAUGAAACUUCACAGUUAUACAUGUUUUGUGUUUCACGAUGUCGACCUUUUGCCGGAAGAUAAUGGAAUUCCGUAUUCCUGUGCAAACAAUCCACAACAUCUGUCAAUUGCCGUGGAUACAUUGAAAUACAAAUUGCCAAAGACAACCAACUUUGGAGGUGUUAGUGCUUUGAAAACAGAACAAUAUCGUAAAAUAAAUGGAAUGUCUAACAUCUUCUUUGGGUGGGGUGGAGAAGAUGAUGAUCUAAGCCAAAGGAUUAGAUCUCAAAGAUACGUCAUUCAAAGACCUGCAAUAGAUAUAGGGAGGUACACAAUGAUCGGUCACGUGAAAGAUCCGAGCAAAAACCCACAAAGGUUCUGUUUGCUGAACUCGUCCAAGCAAAGAAUGACCAAAGACGGGCUUACAAGCUUGAAAUAUGAUCGUAUAAAAAUCGAAUUUCGGCCGCUGUACACGCUGGUAUUAGUCCGGGUUAAUGAAACUGAGAUUGUAAAAUCUGACAAGUUCUUGUACAAAUUUUAUACCGAUUGUGUGAAAGGAGAAGCAAAGAAAGCAAAUGUCUUAAAGGCAAAUAAUCAAAAGAAGGCCAUAAAGAAGGUUUAGAAAACAAAUAUUGUAAUCAUGUUCAUGAAGACAAAUGUCAUACGCUCAGUAAGUAUGGAAAUAUUAUGAACGACGUUAAAAAUCUAUGUGGUUAAUAAUGUAGAUUAAAAAAGAGUGGUAAAAAUGUGAUAGUAAAAAUGAUUUUAGCGUUGACAUGAUAAUACUCAUAUUUGAUAAGAAUAUCAAAACAUGAAUGUGUAAAAUUAAUAUAUAAUAAUUAAGUCAAAAAUGUGUCAUAUUUCUGUAUCUUAAGAAGCCUGUACCUCCAGUAUAAGAGAUUGUAAAUGAAAUAAUGUUGAACAUAUAGUUUGUUUUGAAUUUGUAUUUAGUUCAUAUCUUUUUUGAAAUGAUUUUAUUGUCAUUGUGGCUAGUCAGUCUAGUCAUAUACAGAGAUUCUGGUGAGUCAGACUAGAUAAAACUACAAACUCUGGUUUAAUGCUGCGCAGUACAUGAUAUAGUACGAAAUCACUAACAAUGUAAAUAUUUUCAAGUGCUGAAAAAAUAAUCACUUUUUAUGUACGUUUAGUGAUAUCUAUCAUGCAAAAAAGAUUGUGAGAGUAGAGUAAACAUUGCAAUAGAAUAUUACCCUAUGCAUGCAUAAGUAUGUGUAUAAGUUCACCAGAUACAUGUAUAUGGGCGGUUUGAUCCGAAUAGUUUGUCUCAAACAUUGAUUUAUGAGUGAGUAUACAUACAUUAUUCCGCGCCCAUAGCGAAGCUAUUUGAAACGCGUCACGACAAAACCAACAUAAUGGGUU
This is a messenger RNA of Ruditapes philippinarum (Manila clam), 2686 nucleotides long. Its product is annotated as beta-1,4-galactosyltransferase 4-like. Lineage: Eukaryota; Metazoa; Mollusca; Bivalvia; Venerida; Veneridae. Gene Ontology annotation, molecular function: glycosyltransferase activity. Bases 795 to 1931 code for a protein of 378 amino acids. The record is from RefSeq and is a predicted model, not a curated record. The transcript is spliced from 6 exons. Gene Ontology annotation, biological process: carbohydrate metabolic process.